CCGUACCUACUUUAUGAAAUAUUGACGUUUGUUCGUUUUAUUUUUAUGAAAGUCUUAUUGACAUAGUAAAAUACAAUUUGUUUUCAUUAACUUUGUAUACACUGAAAUCAAAAUACCUUUCAAUACUUGUAUUAAAAAUUAAAACAAAAUGGCAACUGCAAACGAUACACCUGAAAGCGAUUUUUCAAUCGAAUGCUUUCAAAACUACUCUGCUCCAGAGGUGUUCGUGCAAGGUUUAGCUGGAAUGGUUGAUCAGACGGACGUGGAAAUGAUAAUAAGAGCGCAAAAAACUAUGCUACAACGCUUUGAAAAGACAACAGAAAUGCUUACGAAUUGCAACCAAUUAUCUGCAAGUCGUCUUCGCGCGGCUUCUGUUGAGUUUAAGAAGCACACUCAAUUGCUGCUGGAUAUGAAGAAAGAUUUGGAGUUUAUUUUCAAAAAGAUCAGAGCUAUAAAAACUAAAUUAAGUACACAAUACCCAGACGCAUAUAAAAGUGCAGUUGACGCAGCGGCAGAUAGUAAAAAACCAAUCGAAGAAGAGGGAGACUUCAAAACGGAAACUAAAAUAGAAUCUAAAAUGGUUGCAACAGUAUCGACAGAAACUUUAAAGCCAGCGAGCGUUGAUGACAAAAAAUCUAGAAAGAAGGUUAAACCAGCCAUAGAUAUUAAUUGCAAUGAAGGUGAAACGUCUAGACCUAGAAAGGUGAAGAGUAGCAGUUCUUCGGAGACUGAAAGCGCUAGUUCCGGUGAUGAGAGUAGUACAGACACUGGUUGAGAUGAAAGAGUUUUUAGUUAUGUUUGGUUAUAAUUAUUAUGAUAAUUUCAAUUAACAUUAGAUAAAAGAGAGAUUAUAGUUCCAGAAUAUGAAAGUUGUCUAAAAUGUCUAUUUAUUACAAUUUAGCUUUUGACAAUGACAUCAUAGAUGUGUAAUUUACAAUAUAUUAUAUUUAUAGUU
Molecule: messenger RNA, 955 nt
Organism: Melitaea cinxia (Glanville fritillary)
Lineage: Eukaryota; Metazoa; Arthropoda; Insecta; Lepidoptera; Nymphalidae
Product: kxDL motif-containing protein CG10681
Exons: 3
Coding region: 149-775 (208 amino acids)
Biological process (GO): lysosome localization
Cellular component (GO): BORC complex
Source: RefSeq, a predicted model, not a curated record